UAUACACCCCUCCAACAGCAGGGGUGAAGGAAUGGUUACUCUGUAUCCGGAGGCAAGCCGGAUACUGUUUUCCAAACAGGAAAAACCACAGGGGAACUGAUCCCCAGCACCCUCCGGAACCGAACUGCACAUUUUUCACACAAACAACUGGGACAGGACAAAAAAAGGGCAUUUAAAAUUAAGGCAGCAAACUUACUACUGCCGACAGAAUCUGCUAACGGUUAAUUACAGGAAAUGUGAGGUGGGCUUUUUUUAGUUUGGGGAGAAGGAAGAAAGUAUCUGUAUACUUUACAAAAUAUGUCAAAAAUAGUAUGAGAACAGUAAGUUUGAACUUUAGCUUACCCCACUUGUUGGUAGAAAAAAAAACAUGUUAUAAAAAGAAGUUGCUAUGUUUUGGUCAUUUUAUAAAGCACUGUAGUGUUCAAAUUGUGUGUGGGGGGGGGUGCGGGGGGACGAUCAAAAUUGAAUUGGUCUAACACAGGAACCAGAGACGUGGAUCAGAGAUGGAGCACUUCCCUAGCAUGAACAAGGCCCAGGAUUUGAUCCCCAGCAUCGCAAAAUCAAGAGCUAGAAAAAUUGGUUCAACUUCGGCCAGGCAUGGUAGCAUAAGCCUUUAAUACCCCAAUUCUGGAGGCAGAGGCAGGUGGAUCUCUGCAUUCUAGGCCAAGCUGGUUACACAGCAAGUUUUAGAGUCAAGCUAACCAAGAGAAACCACAGCAUCGGGCCUGUAAAAAACAGGAAGGUAAAGGACUCAGGAGCCAUCACCAGAGCAGAUUCACGGGCCGUGUUGUUGGAAUAUCCGCAAAUCACAUUUUUUUUUAAAUUGUAAUCAGCAUCUCAGGUCUGCUCCAAUGCCAAUGAUAAAGUUGUCAGCCUUCCCAGCCUGUGUGUGUUUUGAUAUAAUAAAGUCACACGCAGAAACCCACAGAAAGUUCUCACUCUAUGGAGAAGCCUGCUACUGCUAGCGCACUACAGUGACAAAACAAAAACAAACAACAACAAACGUUCGGGACAGCUACGCUCUGUUGCCCCAGGCCUCCAUCCGCCACCCUCUUCCAGCUGUCUGGUAAGACGGCCCCGCCCCUAACGUAGGAGCAGCUGAUUGGAGAAUGCGGAGAGGGGCACGCGGCUUAGCCAAUCCGGAGAGCACAACUUGCCCUACUCCGCCCCCGACCUUCGAGCCAUGCUGCCGGCGACCGGCUCCGGCGUCGGCGCCUUUGCUGCUGAGCCGGACGCCGACACCUAGAGCAUGUCCUCUCCCGGGGAUCCGCAUCCCGCGGCUGGGGAGCAGCCGGGAGCUGGGCUGCACUGGCGGGCGGCGGGCGGCGCGCUGCUGCUUUGCGGGCUGGCGGUCCUGCUGGGCUGGGUCUGGCUGCGGUGGCAGCGCGCCUGCGGCAUCCCUCCGGGGCCCGCACCCCGGCCGCUCGUGGGUAACGUGGGACACUUGCUGGUGCCGCGCUUCCUGCGGCGGCAGUUCUGGCUGGGCCCGGGCGGCCAGACAGACACCGUGGCCUUCCACUUGCGCCUGGCCAAGCUGGCCAGUGUCUACGGCAACGUCUUCAGUUUAUUCAUCGGCCACAGUCUGUUGGUGGUCCUCAGCGACUUCCGCAGCGUGCGCGAGGCGCUGGUGCAGCAGGCUGAAGUGUUCAGUGACCGCCCGCGGUUGCCACUCAUCUCCAUCAUGACCAAGGAGAAGGGAAUUGUGUUUGCACACUAUGGUCCAGUCUGGAAACAGCAGAGGAAAUUCUCCCAUUCGACCCUUCGUCAUUUUGGUUUGGGAAAGCUUAGCCUGGAGCCCAAGAUUAUUGAGGAGUUCCAGUACGUAAAAGAAGAAAUGGAAAAACACGGAGACGCCCCCUUCAAUCCCUUCCCGGUCAUCAGCAAUGCCGUCUCUAACAUCAUCUGUUCCCUGUGCUUCGGCCAACGCUUCGAUUACACAAACAAGGAGUUCAAGAAGGUGCUGGAUUUCAUGUCCCGAGGCUUAGAAAUCUGCUUGCACAGCCAGCUCUUCCUGAUCAACAUAUGCCCCUGGUUUUACUACCUCCCCUUUGGACCAUGUAAGGAACUAAGGCAGAUUGAGAGGGACAUAACCUGCUUCCUGAAAAACAUCAUCAAAGCGCAUCAGGAGUCCCUGGAUGCCGGCAACCCUCAGGACUUCAUCGACAUGUACCUGCUGCACGUGGAGGAGGAGAGGAGGAACGGCAGCAGCACCAGCUUCGAUGAGGACUACCUCUUCUACAUCAUCGGGGACCUCUUCAUUGCCGGCACCGACACCACGACCAACUCUUUGCUCUGGUGCCUGCUGUAUAUGGCACUGAACCCUGACGUGCAGGAAAAGGUUCAUGAAGAAAUUGAGAGGGUCAUUGGUUGUGACCGAGUUCCUUCCCUCACGGACAAGGCCCAGAUGCCGUACACAGAAGCCACCAUCAUGGAGGUGCAGAGGCUUUCCAUGGCGGUGCCACUGGCCAUCCCUCAUAUGACUUCAGAGAAAACAGUCCUCCAAGGCUACACUAUUCCCAAAGGCACGGUGGUCAUCCCCAACUUGUGGUCACUACACAGAGACCCAGCCGUUUGGGAGAAACCAGAUGACUUCUGUCCUGAUCGAUUUCUGGAUGACCAGGGACAACUUUUGAAAAGAGAAACUUUUAUUCCUUUUGGGAUAGGAAAGCGGGUGUGUAUGGGAGAGCAGCUGGCGAAGAUGGAAUUGUUCCUGAUGUUUGUGAGCCUGAUGCAGACUUUCACCUUUGCCUUACCCGAGGGUUCUGAGAAGCCCAUCAUGACUGGGAGAUUUGGUCUAACCUUAGCCCCACAUCCAUUUAACGUCACCGUCUCAAAGAGAUGAAGAUGUCCCCGAGAGGAGAGGAGUGACCGCAGGCAAGCAUGUGUCCUAGACACUCUCCAUGCUGUCGAGCACGGGCCCAGCAACCCAGCGCAGCCAAGAGAGGCUCCAGACGAGAGACUGGAGGGAAAGGAUCCCACUCCAUGGACGCCUCCUGCCCGCUGGGAAGCAUGGAUGCGGGAUUGAGUUGUGUGGAUUCCACCGGGAGCAGACCGCAUCUCUCAGCCUCCAUCAUCCCGUGGUAAAAUGAGGGUAGUGAAAUUUCUCAUGGCCUCUCUGCUGUUAGCGAAUGUUGGGCAAUUCAGUAGUAGAUAUCCGCCUUCAGACCUUUCAGGGCCCCUGAGAGCAUGGAAGUGCGUUCAGCACGGACCCUUGGUCGGAAAGGGAUGCAGGUCCAGGUUAUAUUGAGGAAGACAUUUUUUCUCGUUAAUUUUUUUUUUUAAGCAUAGGUUCUAUAUCAGUUUCUUUGAGCUUGUCUUAUGAGUAUCUUUUGUGUUUAGGACUGGGUUCUCAACUUUCUAUAAAGCUAGAGUGAAAUUUCCCCUUGCCCCGGACACUGAGGAAAAAGAAAAGCAUUCUCUUGAGGUCAUUGUCUACCUGUGUGGCUACUGUCUGUAACCACGUGAGAAGUGGGUCUGGUGCCCAGCCCAGGUCCGUCCGCUCUGCUCGGCUGUGUGCAGAAGUCAGCUCUGCCUUGACUUGGGCCCCAGAUGCUGGGCUGGGCAACUUAAUAAUGGAAUUAUGGAACUGGUCAAUCAUUCAAAUGAUUUUGAACUUCCUCUCCUGUGUGUCACCAGCCAUAGUGUGACUGACUUGAACAGUCUCCAAGACAAAGAGCCAUUUCUUGAUAAGUGGGCCUCUAGUGGCCUUUCCAGGGGCCGCAUGGAAAUGUGGGAAAGGAUUUAUCAUAAUGGUGGAUUACUGUGGGCCUUCUGCUGCUGGGAUCCUUGACAGUCAAGUGUCAGCUUAGUGUGCCCAAGUCUGGCCCUUCCCUUGGUUCUCCCACAGUACUGUGGAAGGAACCAUGGUUAUACUGAGCCUUUCUUCGGGAGGCACUGUACAGGUGUUUUAUUGUGUGUGUAUGCAACCCUCACACUGAGGGAGCUUUGCAAUGCUAAGGCCCAUAAUUAAAAGAUACCAUCACUGGGUCUCUAAGAUGCUUGGCCUUGUGACUGGAAAGCGCUUUCUGAGCCCCUUCUCAGUGUUGACCCCACAUGGUCCUGAAGCUGUGUCCUCCGUUACCUGUGUCCCUCUCUAUCCCAGUGGACCCUUUGGGGCCUGGCUCCAUACUGCUGCCUCCUCCUCACUAUGCCUUAUUCUUAGUAGGUGCCCAGGCAACUUGGGAGUGAGUUAGGGAAGGUGCCUAAGAGGAAAGUCCGUCUAUGUGUUUAUUGCUGUCACUUUAGGAUAAUUUUAAAACACAGUAUAAUUUGCCCUACCUGUUUAAGCCAGUGUUUAACAACACACUAAACUCUUUUCUUAGCAUUUAAAGAACCAUUUUAGGCAAAUAUAGAAUGAUGCCUUGUGGGAGCCCGUUCUCGGGUUCCUCGUGGCUUUACCCAGCAGGUCCGCAUAGAGGAUGAUUAGGACCACGGGCCUGAGUGCAGGUGUCUGAGAUGGUCUGCACUUGGCUGUGCUGGGGGAGGAGGUCUUUUGCUCCACCCCUUGGUGUCUCUAUAAAUACCCUGGGGCAGAGACAAUCGGGGCCCGUUGGAAUAGGUUCCAGGCCCUCUCGAGGCUAUCCUUUAUUUUCUAUCUGUUUAUCUCCGCGAUAUUCUCCACAAUAAAUCCUUCUAUCUAAUAUUUCCUGCUGCUCGCACUCAAGAAAACUCUGGGGAACUGUGGGGGUGGUUGGGUAAACGCCCCACAAUGCCUUAGCUGCUAAAACAUGAUACAGAGUGAAAGCUUCCAGCAUCUUCCCACAGACUUCUUGCCCAGGUACCCAGGCUGACUUCCAAAUGCUUACUAAGGGGGAAAUAACAGCUGCUGAAUAGAAAUCUAAUAUGACUAAAAAGGAAAAUGUGGAAUAGUUUAUAACCAAGUGUUGAUUACGUUUUGAUUUUACAACCUUUAUAUCACCCACCAUAAUGUUUUCAUAAGUUACAAGCACUUUCAAAAUAGAUGCACGAAAUACAGGCUCAUCUCUAGGUACCCUGAAGAUUGUUUUAGACCAGCACACUGAAUGUAGAGGGACUGAGUGAGGCUGUACACGUUGUGGAUAAGAUGGCACGUGGAUGGACAUGCUGCUCUUUGAGCAGGAUAGUCUGUCCUGAUCUGAAAUCCCUGUGAUUUUAAACCUCAGCGUUUGCAAGCUCCUUCCUUCCUCCUUGACUCACACAUGGAUUUCUGGGCCUCCUAACCAAAGACUUCACACCAUACUUGAAAAGGACUUCUGCCUUCUAGGAGAUGACAUCAGAGUCCCAAGUUUAUCCAGCAGUUUAAUACCGUGCCUCAAGCUGUAGCACUUUGAAAAUCCCUUUACGUGCUUUGCCAUAGACGGACUGUGCUUUUCCCAAAUACUCUGAUAUUUUACACAUCAUGCUUCAUCUGAUAUGUGAAAAUGAUUUUAGUUGGUUUUGAGUCUAACGAGGUCUAGACCUCGUCUUCAAUGGCGCUCUUAUUAAACCUUUAAUUUCAAUGGA
This is a messenger RNA of Peromyscus californicus insignis, 5481 nucleotides long. RefSeq names its product cytochrome P450 2U1. Gene Ontology annotation, molecular function: oxidoreductase activity, acting on paired donors, with incorporation or reduction of molecular oxygen, reduced flavin or flavoprotein as one donor, and incorporation of one atom of oxygen; iron ion binding; heme binding. NCBI's taxonomy places the organism in Eukaryota, Metazoa, Chordata, Mammalia, Rodentia, Cricetidae. The record is from RefSeq and is a predicted model, not a curated record. The transcript has 5 exons. Gene Ontology annotation, biological process: xenobiotic metabolic process. Gene Ontology annotation, cellular component: intracellular membrane-bounded organelle; cytoplasm. The coding region runs from base 1250 to 2842 and encodes 530 amino acids.